Messenger RNA from Penicillium soppii, 1635 nucleotides. RefSeq names its product AFG1/ZapE family ATPase. Gene Ontology annotation, biological process: protein quality control for misfolded or incompletely synthesized proteins. The coding region runs from base 1 to 1635 and encodes 544 amino acids. The transcript has 4 exons. The record is from RefSeq and is a predicted model, not a curated record. Gene Ontology annotation, cellular component: cytoplasm; mitochondrion. Gene Ontology annotation, molecular function: ATP binding; ATP hydrolysis activity. Lineage: Eukaryota; Fungi; Ascomycota; Eurotiomycetes; Eurotiales; Aspergillaceae.
AUGAGCCGCCCAUCGGCAAAGCUAUGCACAGAGUGCUUCCCAAGUGCACUUCGCGCGCAACGUGUCCGUCCUGCGACGUUGCGGGGUGCGCGAAGAUCCUAUACCACCGAGCGGAGGGUUCUCAAUACACCGCGGAGGCCGCACAGAUCUCCGUCAACAUGUGUUUACGAGCGCAUGUCGCACCGACUCGUGUCAAAAGCGCGGGGCCUCGCCAGCGUCGCGGAGGAAGACAAGGUUCCCUCUGCGCCGGAAGACGGGCCGAUGAAGGAGUACGAUGUGCGUGUUGAAGAGGGACGGUUACGAGACGAUGAGUACCAACGAGGUAUCAUUCAAGGCCUGCAAGACCUCUUCGAGGCACUGAAAGACUAUAACCCGCCGAAAGUCGUGCACCCGGAUCCUGAAUUGCUAGAUCCGCAGCCGAAGUCUGGAUUCUUUGGCUCGCUUUUUGGCGCAAAGAAGCCUGCCAAGUCGGCGAUUCCUGAUAACUUGCCCAAGGGAUUGUAUAUGUAUGGUGAUGUUGGUUGUGGAAAGACCAUGUUGAUGGACCUGUUCUUUGAUACACUGCCGCCGAAUAUUAAAGACAAGACGCGGAUUCAUUUCCAUAACUUUAUGCAGGAUGUACAUAAGCGCAUGCACGUCGUAAAGAUGAAGUAUGGAAAUGACUUCGAUGCGCUGCCCAUGGUUGCGGCGGAUAUUGCCGAGACUGCGGGCGUGCUCUGCUUCGAUGAGUUCCAAUGCACAGAUGUGGCGGAUGCAAUGAUCCUGAGACGACUCCUCGAAAUUCUCAUGUCUCACGGCGUCGUCCUAGUCACAACAUCCAACCGCCACCCCGACGACCUCUACAAAAAUGGCAUACAGCGCGAAUCCUUCAUCCCAUGCAUCAACCUUCUCAAAACCGACCUCUCCGUCAUCAACCUCAACUCCCCAACAGACUACCGCAAAAUCCCCCGUCCUCCAGCAGCAGUCUACCACCACCCCCUCGGCGAAGACGCCUCGCGCCACGCGCAAAAGUGGUUCGAUUUCCUCGGCGAUCCUGUCAACGACCCGCCCCAUGCCGACUCGCAGGUUGUGUGGGGCCGCACAAUCAAGGUCCCGCAGGCUAGCGGUAAAGCCGCACGUUUCACCUUUCAGGAACUCAUCGGUACAGCCACCGGUGCAGCGGACUACCUAGAGCUAGUCCGGCAUUACGAUUCAUUCAUCGUAACAGAUGUACCAGGCAUGAACCACACGCAGCGCGACCUAGCGCGACGAUUCAUCACGUUUAUCGAUGCGGUCUACGAAAGCAGGGCCAAACUAGUCCUCACAACUGCAGUGCCACUCGCGAACCUCUUCCUCUCCGAAUCAGACGUGAAAAGCACACUGAAAGACGCCGGCGAUCACUCCGAUCUCUCGGAUGCCAUGCGAAACCUAAUGGACGAUCUUGGCAUGUCUGUGCAAGCGUUGAAGAACACGUCUAUCUUCAGCGGUGACGAGGAGCGAUUUGCGUUUGCGCGUGCUCUUUCUAGACUUUCGGAAAUGGGGAGCAAGGAGUGGGUUGAGAGGGGUCUGGGGCUUGGGGCAAACGCCAAGGAGAACCAGGAGGAUAGGGAUGCUUGGAAGAAGACGAGGAGUCAUUGGAGUGAGGAUAAUAUGUAG